Lodderomyces elongisporus is the source of this 675-nucleotide messenger RNA. RefSeq lists its product as uncharacterized. The record is from RefSeq and is a predicted model, not a curated record. The transcript has a single exon. Bases 1 to 675 code for a protein of 224 amino acids. NCBI's taxonomy places the organism in Eukaryota, Fungi, Ascomycota, Pichiomycetes, Serinales, Debaryomycetaceae.
AUGUUUCGUGGGACUGUAAGGAAAACUAUACCUCUUCUAGCGUUUGGUAUUGGCAUUGCUGCUUUUCCCAAAGAGUGGCGUAAAGGUCAGUUUAAGACUGAGAAGAAGUUAAUUCAUAUCAAUGACCAGGUCAUCCAACAGAUUGAAUCGACAGAUGAGUAUAAGAAAUUGGUAUCUGAUCCUGAAAUCAAGCACUACACGUCAAGUAAAGCGUUUCCGGAGCAACAUCACAGCAAUUAUGUCAAUACUGGGCUACUAUUUGGUCCUAGUUUGAUGGAGAUAGAUCCAAUGGUGUUUAUUAAUGAAAAGACGGGUGAAUUGACUAGUUUUUAUCAUCUUGGAGAUAAGCUAAUCAGCCAAGAUGGCCAAAUCCAUAAUGGUGUUGUAUCUACAAUAUUGGAUGAGGGUUUGUGCUCUGCGGGUUUCCCAUUAUUGCCAUCAAAAAAGGGGGUAACAGCGAGUUUACUGAUUGAUUUCAAAAACCAAGCUCCGCCACGAAGCACUGUGGUCUUGCAUGCAAGAGUAAAAGAGUCUAAAGGUCGUAAAGUUGUAAUUGAAGGUUAUUUGGAGACGUUGCCCUUGUCGAAAAAAGAGUCUCCAUUGCUAAUUGCUGAAUCAAAGUGUGUGCUAGUUGAACCCAGGUGGUUCAAGUACUUUUCGUGGCUACAAAUAUAG